This is a messenger RNA of Lactuca sativa (garden lettuce), 1572 nucleotides long. RefSeq names its product wall-associated receptor kinase galacturonan-binding protein. Gene Ontology annotation, molecular function: polysaccharide binding. Lineage: Eukaryota; Viridiplantae; Streptophyta; Magnoliopsida; Asterales; Asteraceae. The record is from RefSeq and is a predicted model, not a curated record.
AUAUAACCAAUUAUAUGACCUCAAAAUUUUGAUCAUAUACUGAGGUGGAUUUAAUUCAAUAAAUUGUAAAGUUUGACAUUCAAAAACCAAAUUCCAAGAAUGGAAAAAGUGAAAAAAUGUUGUAACGCGUAUUGAUAUCGUCAUAUACACAUCUGCUGAAAAACAAAAUCAACUUUUGGAAAAAAAAAAAAAAAAGGAAAUACUGAAAUGCAUAUACUCUAUGAUUUUCCAUACAAACAAAUCCCUUCUUAACUUAAAAAUCAGUAUAAUCUUACUCUAAAAAGAAAAACAAAGAAGAGGAAAAGCACUAAAUGAAGUACCGAAAAAGGAAAAGACAAAAGAAAAAGUUGAUUAAAAUCACAAAAAUACCCUUCAACUUGAUUGUCUCUUCCUAAAUCCUCACCAACGCACUCUUAUUUUUGCCUGUCAUAUUUCUUCCUUCUUCUUCUUCGCCUUCCUUAAAACUCUCUCCAAUGGCCACUUUUCUCAUUACCCUACAUUUUCUAAUCUUUACACUUUGCACCCUUGUAAAAUCCCAAUCAAAUCUCUGCAGGACCUCCUGUGGCGACACACAAAUCAACUACCCUUUCGGCAUAGAUGACGGCUGUGGCAGCCCCUACUACAGAAACAUCCUCGUAUGCUCCGAAUCCAACCACCUCGAACUCAGAACCCCAUCAGGAAAAUACCCAGUUCGUAGAAUCGACUAUUCAGAUCCUCACAUCCUCGUAACAGAUCCUUCCAUGUGGAACUGCCAAGACGCUACCCACUUCAGACCCCCUCGACCCUUUAGCCUCGACACAAGCAUCCACUUCUCACUUUCCCCACAAAACGACUAUCUUUUCUUCAACUGUAGCGAAAAAGACGUGAUCGUGGAGCCUAAACCGGUUGUUUGUGAAAGGUUCCCUGAUAGAUGCGACUCGACGUGUGAUAGUGCUAGCUAUUUGUGUAGACACUUACCUGAGUGCACACAUGCAGUAGGUGCUAGCACUUCGUGUUGUUCGUAUUAUCCAAAAGCUACUGAGUCGUUAAGAUUGAUGUUGAAGUAUUGCGAGACUUAUACUAGUGUGUAUUGGAGGAAUUUAGGAGAAUCACAAACGUAUAACAUACCCCCGGAGUAUGGGAUUAGGAUCGACUUUGAUAUUCCUGUUACUACUCGGUGUUUGCAAUGUCAGGAUGGAAGUAAAGGAGGUGGUACGUGUGGGUUUGAUGUUGGAACACAUGAUUUUUCGUGCUUAUGUGAUCAUGGAAAUGUCACUACUUAUUGCAAAGAUCAUUCUCAACAUGGGAAGAGUAAUCGAGUAGUUGCUGGGACUGCGACGGCAGUUUCGGUGGCCGGAGCAAUUGGAAUAGGGGCAGGGGUGUGGUACUUUAGAAAAGUGAAAGCUCAAGCACCAGUCACACAUGGAGUUCAAAGCAAUGAGAAUAGGCUUUUUUGAUUCUUCAAUACAUUUAUUACUUUAUAUUAUUCCUAUACAAUAUAUUUUAUAUGGUUCUUUUUUCUUUUUCUUUUUGAUCUAAAUCGUUGUGUCAUAUUGGUGAUAUUAUAUAAAAUUUUAUUAGUAGUUGUUUAAA